This is a messenger RNA of Glarea lozoyensis ATCC 20868, 540 nucleotides long. RefSeq lists its product as uncharacterized. The transcript has a single exon. The record is from RefSeq and is a predicted model, not a curated record. NCBI's taxonomy places the organism in Eukaryota, Fungi, Ascomycota, Leotiomycetes, Helotiales, Helotiaceae. Bases 1 to 540 code for a protein of 179 amino acids.
AUGGUCCAAAAAGCAACCUCCUCCCAAUCCACCGCCUGGGGCGCCCUCCCCUCGGCCAAAGAAAUGGCCGCCCGCAAGAUCUCCUCCGUCUUCCUCAUGGCCGGGCUCCUGACCGUGAUAACGCCUUUCACGCCCUUCCAAUGGGUUCUCCCCGCCUCGGGACCCUCUUUACUCGAUGGUUUCCUCUCGCCUGUGCUCUACCUAGGUGCUAUUUUCUUUCAGUGGCGCGUCGCGGGGAUCGUGGGGAAUCUGGUGUGCGUGGUGCAUGAUGUGGGCUUUGUGUGGCAUCAUGGGAUGUAUUGGACGGCGGCGUUGGCGGAGGUGUGUGUGUGUCUGGGUGUGGGAAUGCUGCAACAUGAGGUUUUGAGACGGGUUGUGGCCGGGGGGUUGGUCGGGGGAUUGUGGUGGGUUGGGUGGUUUGCGACGCCGGAAAGUUAUAAAAGGCAGGGGUGGGAUAUGGUGAAGUGGGUUUGGACUGUGCUUGCUAUUGAUCAUGCGAGGAGUGCGUUGGGGGCGGGGGGGAGGAGGUCGAGGUAUUAG